GGUGUAUAUCCAUUGUUUUGGUGAUCUGUUGAGAUUAUUAGCCUGGGUUGUUUUUCAAUUAGGAGAAUUUGUGUUUGCUCUUAUGUGAAUUUGACCCUUUGUUUCUUCGCUGUUGAAUGUGACUGGUCAAGUUUAGAAUCAUACAAAUGUCGUUCUCAUGGUUGUUUCAUGGAGUCUACAGGGAUUGAUAGAUAUUGAUUUUGAAAGUAAAGUUGAUUCGUUUCUUUGAUGACAUUACAUUGCUUCAAGUUCCAACCUUUUCUAUUUCAAUCAAUCUGUUGAAACAUCUAAUUACUAAACAGUUGAUGACACCAGUGGCAUAGUAAUGAUGUGCUUCCAAGGUCUUAUUCAAAUGUGUCAUGUCUAGCAUCUGUAGAUAGCUUUAAUGCUUUUCUUCACAGCUUAUUCCUAUGGUUAGAGUUUGAUCUUAGUUUCUUUUAAUUUCAUCUUUCUUUUCUUUUACUUCAAAACCACUGGAUAUGGCUUGAAACCACUGGAUAUGACUUUAGUUAUGGUGCAGCACACAAUUGGUUUGUUCUCUAGAGUGCUUGCAAAUAGCUUGUGAAGGGCUUUGCAACAUCACAUUAGUGUUAUCUAUGGAAUUCUCAGACCUGUGAAGCGGGACAAAACAGAAGAAGUUAUCCUCUAAGAGAGUCGCUGAAGCGAAAGAAAAAUUAACUAAUUUCAUAAUGGUUCAGAAGCUUGAACUGAUCAAAGGGGGCGGAGGAUCGAUAAAAAUAGGAGCAACGGGAACAGUUGCAACUUUAAUGACUCGAGAGCUAGACUCCAUGAAACAACCUUCACCUCAGACUCCCACAACAAGACCCAUUAGAACAACUAUCCCUGUCUCAGUAGACUGUGGCACAUCUUCUUCAACUCCAAAAAGAACGAAACCAAGAAAAUCAUCAGAUGAAGCUAGCAGCAGCAGCAACAACAACAAUGUUCGAACACCAAAAGGUCACAAUGCCAGAAGCACUCAUCAGCUUUCAAUGCUUGGCUCUGAUAAUGUUAGAAUACCAAAGGGUCACAAUACCAAAAGCAGUCAUCAGCUUCCAAUGCUUGGCUCUGAUAAUGUGUCGUUGCAAGGAACCCCUAGAAGGGAGAAGAGAAUGAACAUUGUGGACAUUGUGGAUGUGAAAUGCGGGAAUCCAGAUCGAGCUUGGGCUAACCCGAUAACCAGUAGACUCAAAAAGCUUGGAUUCUCUAAACUCAAUGAGAGCAUUGGUUAAGAAGAGCUCUGCAAAUUUAGCCCUAUUACACUGCCAUAUCUGGUUUGUAUAUCCGGUAUGAAUCGGUUUACACCAAAUCACAAUGUAAGCUUUCUUUGUCAAACCAACAAUGUAAUUGUAAACGAACCUUUGGUCAUUACAUUCAUUUUUGUUUUUGCAUUGAA
This is a messenger RNA of Camelina sativa (false flax), 1393 nucleotides long. RefSeq lists its product as uncharacterized. Lineage: Eukaryota; Viridiplantae; Streptophyta; Magnoliopsida; Brassicales; Brassicaceae. The record is from RefSeq and is a predicted model, not a curated record.